AUAAACGGGACAUGCAAGCAAAUGAAUAUAAAUUGUAGGCUUCAAGCUGUAUAUGCUUUGCCUGCAAACCUAUAAAUAUUCCCUUCCUCUGUCCCAUGAAAAACAAAGCUAUAAAGCCUGCAAAAUCCAGAAGCUGGCCAUACAUUUUGAAUGCUGUUACUAAUUUUAAGCUUAUCAGCUGUCAUUUUUUCUAUAGUACUUAAAUCUUGCAAGCUGACAACCAUCCUUCUAUAAAAAGGUUAGUGAGCUACAGAUAAUAUUCUAUCUCACAUUCACCUCUCUUGAGCUUUGUGGAACUUUCUUCUUAACUUACAUUAAUGGAAGGAAACUACCCACAUCUUGAAGGCUCCCCAAUGCAAGCUUUUUCACAGGCUCAGCUGUUACAGCAGCAGCAGCCACAAAUGUUUCUGCAACAGGGGUCUACUCACUCUCAUCUUCGUUCCAUGCAAAUCCAGAAACAACAUCUUCAAAGGUUUUGGCAACAGCAAGUGCAGGAGAUGAGACAAAUUGCAGAAUUCAAGCAGCAUCAACUUCCUCUUGCAAGGAUCAAGAAAAUAAUGAAAUCUGAUGAAGAAGUUAAGAUGAUAAGCGCAGAAGCUCCAGUCUUAUUUUCGAAGGCCUGUGAGCUUUUCAUUCUAGAGCUCACUCUGCGUUCAUGGUUACAUACUGAGGAGAACAAGAGGCGUACAUUGCAGAGAAAUGACAUUGCAGGAGCUGUGAGCAGGGGUGAUAUACUUGAUUUUCUUGUCGACAUUGUUCGUAGAGAUGAUAUAAAGGAUGAGCAAUAUGGGGGACACUGGACCGACCUUCCUCAUGUUGAAUCCAUUCCGCCUUAUGGAGGAAUGCCCUUUCAUUUCAUGACUUCUCAGCCUUACCAUCACAGCCUUCACACUGAGACUGUGGCCUACACCCAACCGCUGUCUCAUGAGCUGAUCUCUCAAGAGCCUUUAAUGCCAGAGCAGCAACUGAUGUACCAACCUCCACAGCAUUGAUCAGACUGGCUCCUCAAAAUUAGCAUUGCUUCUGAAAAAUCCAGUUGGCAGAAAUGGUUCUGUUAGAUAAUAAAAGCAGCCUCUAAAUGUAUUGGUUGCCCUCCGAAAUGCCAAGUGGAAUUUUAUUUUAUUCAAAAAGAGUAGUGUAUACAACGAGUUUAUGAAAUGUACACAAAUUCUUAAUUCAACGUUAUGGUGUGUUUUUUUU
This is a messenger RNA of Cryptomeria japonica (Japanese cedar), 1200 nucleotides long. RefSeq names its product nuclear transcription factor Y subunit C-2-like. The record is from RefSeq and is a predicted model, not a curated record. Gene Ontology annotation, cellular component: nucleus. Gene Ontology annotation, molecular function: DNA binding; protein heterodimerization activity. NCBI's taxonomy places the organism in Eukaryota, Viridiplantae, Streptophyta, Pinopsida, Cupressales, Cupressaceae. The transcript is spliced from 7 exons. The coding region runs from base 318 to 992 and encodes 224 amino acids. Gene Ontology annotation, biological process: regulation of DNA-templated transcription.